Messenger RNA from Haplochromis burtoni (Burton's mouthbrooder), 3127 nucleotides. It is a transcript of the gene etnppl, whose product is annotated as ethanolamine-phosphate phospho-lyase. The record is from RefSeq and is a predicted model, not a curated record. Lineage: Eukaryota; Metazoa; Chordata; Actinopteri; Cichliformes; Cichlidae. The transcript is spliced from 13 exons. Gene Ontology annotation, cellular component: mitochondrion. Gene Ontology annotation, molecular function: transaminase activity; pyridoxal phosphate binding; ethanolamine-phosphate phospho-lyase activity. Bases 73 to 1554 code for a protein of 493 amino acids.
GCGUGUAUAAAGCGGGGCUCUGUCGGCUCGAGCAGAUGUUCGUCGAGCUUCGUCCAGCUGGACUACAUCAAGAUGUCCGCUGAGAGGUUUGAGAAAAAGGAGACUAUAGACCUGAGGAAAAAAUAUAUUGGGCCAUCUUGUAAGAUUUUUUUCAGCCAUGACCCAAUCAAGAUUGUGCGAGCCAAAGGCCAGUAUAUGUAUGAUGAGAAAGGACAGCGCUACCUGGACUGCAUCAACAAUGUGGCUCAUGUGGGCCACUGUCAUCCUGAUGUUGUGAAGGCAGGAGCUCAGCAAAUGGAACUACUCAACACUAACUCGCGCUUCCUGCACGACAACCUUGUCCUGUAUGCCCAGAGGCUGCAGGCCACGCUGCCUGACAAGCUGGCUGUUUGCUACUUUGUCAACUCCGGCUCCGAAGCCAACGACCUGGCUCUCCGACUAGCACGGCAAUACACAGGCCACAGAGAUAUCAUCACUUUGGAAAAUGCGUACCAUGGCCACGUCUCAUCGCUCAUUGACAUCAGUCCAUAUAAGUUCCACCAGCUGUCAGAUACUGAGCAGAAUCAAUUUGUCCAUGUGGCUUCCAGUCCAGAUGUGUACAGAGGGAAACACAGAGCAGACCACUCUGAUCCUGCCACCGCGUAUGCAGAUGAAGUCAAAGAUAUAAUAAACAAAGCUUACAAGAAAGGAGGCAAGAUUGCUGCUUUUAUAGCUGAGUCACUGCAGAGCUGUGGUGGGCAGGUCAUUCCCCCUGUGGGUUACUUCCAGCAAGUGGCACAGCACGUCCGUGAAGCGGGGGGCGUUUUUAUCGCAGAUGAAGUCCAAGUGGGCUUUGGGAGAGUAGGCUCCCACUUCUGGGCCUUCCAGCUUCAGGGAGAGGACUUUGUGCCCGACAUUGUCACGAUGGGAAAACCCAUUGGCAACGGCCACCCCAUGUCAUGUGUGGUCACGACCAAAGAGGUGGCAGAGGCCUUCAUGUCAUCUGGGAUGGAGUACUUCAAUACAUUUGGUGGUAAUCCAGUGUCGUGUGCCAUCGGUCUGGCCGUCCUAGACGUGAUUGAGAAAGAGGAUCUGCAGGGCAACGCACUGCGUGUGGGGCAAUACCUCACCAGUCUGCUGGAGAAGCAGAAAGAGAAGCACCUGCUGAUCGGAGAUAUCAGGGGUCGUGGUCUCUUUGUAGGCGUGGAGCUCGUCAGGGACAGGCUGAAGCUCACUCCUGCCACAGCAGAGGCACAGGAAGUCAUAUAUAGGCUAAAGGAACAGCACAUCCUUCUCAGUGCUGACGGACCUCAUCGCAACGUGCUCAAGUUCAAGCCCCCAAUGUGCUUCACUACAGAAGAUGCUGAGCUGGUCGUGGAGAAAAUUGAUGUCAUUCUCACAGAACUGGAGGAAGCAUUGGACCUGAAGCUGAACAACGCACUGACUGUAGAAAAUGAAAGCAAUAAAAGGAAACUGCUGACUGAUGAAAACGGGCACAGUGGCGUGCUACACAGCAAAGGAAGCCGUCAAGGGUCUCCUCAACAAACCAAACAAAGCAAACGCCUCAGGACAUAAAGCCGCCUGUGAACAAACACAAGAACACAGGUGGCACAUCUCUAGAGUUAAAGGGCCGUAAUUUGAUGAUAAAUGUUUUUAUAUUGAUAAUAUGCUGCAUAUCAAUUAGAUUGACUUCUCAGGUAUUUUUUUAAUAUUUGCGUAAUAGCAUGUGUAGCAUGUUUUUUAGCUGCAUAAAAAUGUACCUUAUUAUGUGAGUUAGCAGGGUACAAGAGCCUUAUUCACGAUAUCAGGGAAUCAUAAAUGGAUCAAUCUAAACAUGUAGAUCUGAAAAUAUGCAUCAAUAUCUUUGUGUGCCUUUAGCAUUAAAAAUACGGCCUUGCAAAGGCCAUUACAUGUUUUUACAGAGAAGUAACUGAACUGUAAAUGAAUAAAAUACCGUAUGUAGUACUUGGUUGCUAUAAAAAGGGAUUUCUAACCCAGGCCAGUGUGUGAGCAGCCCUCACUCAGAUACAGAAAACAUGAAAGUAAAAACGCUGAUGUACUGUGUAUAUGUCUGCAAAGUAUCUUUAUUUUACUGAGCCUCAAAAAAAACAAUGUCCCUGCUAAAAAGUCUGCAAUUACCAAUAUCCUCAUCUUCCUUAAAGGUGAAAGUAACCUCUCCUAUAGAAAGUUCACUGUUGUGAAGAUGGAAAAUACAUGUUGUUCAUAAAAGGUAAUAGAUUUACUCUCAGGCUCAGGAGUUGUCUAAGUCCCAGGACUUCUUCCAUAAUGUGACAAGGAUGAGAUGAUUACAGAGAAAGGUGCUAUCUAAUAUACCAGCUUGUAAAUAAAAGGAAAAUGAUCCACUGCAACAUUUGUUAAGAAAAGGACGGAGGAGUGCUACUUUGGCACAUCUUCAUUUCAGUGCAAUUUUAAUGCGGCUGGUAAGCCUACUUUCCUCUCCAUAGUCACUUACAUUUUAAGCAAAGCACUGCUAUUGGUGGCUUAAGUCAUCUUUACUAAAGCCUUGCCCCGUUUUUCUCAAUGUGAGACAGCUGUAGACCAGAAUGAUCAUUAUUUACAAGUAGGGAUGAUCACUCUGUUCCUUCCUCCUGGAGAAAGCUCAUUACCAUAGCAGUACAGGGCCAAAAUAUCUAAAAACAUGUCUGCAGAACCGUGCGGCACAUCGGCUUUUAAAGGCAUAAUUCCAAACCAAACAAAAAUGUUUGUAUUUGUUUGCUAUAAAUACAGGAAUGUGCAAAUGCUCAGAUGUUUCUUGUAUGACUGUCUUGUUACUACCUCUGUCCUACUCCAUUGACUGCAGAUGAAAAUUAACAUGUAUGGCUAAAUCUGGAAAAUUUAGAUGACAAAUUUAAGCACUCAUGUUAAUUAAUAUGCUUUGUCCCUUCUAAAUAUACACAAACGUAAGUCCAGGAAACACCAUUACCUGAUGAUCCUGUGAUGCCAUCUUCUGGAGGGAAAAUGAAAUGCGUCAUAUCUCCUGAACACUGCAUAUGCAAAGACGCCACAUUGUUUGGCUGCUGAUGUAAACUUGAGUUUAACAAUCUUCUCAAAAAUUCUGAGCAUUAAUUUUCUAUUUAAUCAUUUACAUUAAGCAGAAAUCAAAUCAAAGAAAUUCAGAAUCUGGAUG